UUGUAUUGUUUAAUUAAUAAGUUAAUUUACUAGAAAUAGUUGUAUCUUAAAAACCAAUCCAUUCCAAUGCAAAAGCAGCAGCAUAGGAAUUGCGUAAAACCCACUUGAUUGCAGCACCUUCCUCUCAAUGUUCUCUCUUUCUCUCUCUCUUAACUUCAAUCCUAAGUAUGAUUAAUGAUUUAGGUCUCUCUCUCUUUCUCUCUUUAAAUGAACACAAUUAGUUUGAGUUACUCUCCCUCUUCACCCCACACACAACAUAACAAUAUUUUUCUACCACCACUUUUGAAAACGUUUAAAUGACACAAACACUCACUCAGGUAAUAUUUCACGCUAUAUAGAGACAGUGACCACUUCAUACUUCACACUAUUCUUCUUCCUCCAAAACCAACUUAACAUUUCUCAUACAAAUCCAAAUGGGUCGUCAUUCAUGUUGUUUAAAGCAAAAGUUGAGGAAAGGUUUAUGGUCCCCUGAAGAAGAUGAAAAGCUUUUCAAUCAUAUAACUAGAUUUGGUGUUGGUUGCUGGAGUUCUGUUCCUAAACAAGCUGGACUUCAAAGAUGUGGAAAGAGUUGUAGAUUGAGAUGGAUAAACUAUUUGAGGCCUGAUUUAAAGAGAGGAAUGUUCUCACAACAAGAAGAGGAUCUUAUAAUCAGUCUUCAUGAAGUCCUUGGAAAUAGGUGGGCUCAAAUAGCAGCACAAUUACCAGGGAGAACAGAUAAUGAAAUUAAAAACUUCUGGAAUUCGUGUUUAAAGAAGAAGCUUCUAAAGCAAGGGAUUGAUCCAACAACACACAAGCCUCUUACAGAAGCAUAUCUUAAGGAAGAGAACAAAAUCACAGAAACAACAGUACCAUCUAUGCAAAUACCAUCAAUUACAUCACAUGGUUCAGCAUUUCUAAUAACUGAUUCGAGUUACUAUGAUGAUAAUGGCUUAACAGAAGCUUCAAGAGAAAUUUUCACCAGCAAGCAAGCAUUGGACCCUUUGUUCUGCUAUGAUUUCCAAUCUGGUUAUAACUUACCUAUGAGUAAUUAUCACACAACUCUUAAACCAUGUGAUCAGAGUCAAUUCGGACUUAAUUCAAGCUAUGGUUUCACUUCAAUGCCGAGUCUAACAAAUUCAGAUCACGCGAAUGUGUCCGUGACAGAGUUUUCAGACAACAAUUCAGCUUCAAAAAUCAAUUCAUUCUUCAUGAAUGAUCAAGUGAAAGAAAGCAAUUCAAGCAAUAGCUCAAAUAUGAGUACUAUUUAUCCAUCACAAAUGAGAAGUACUAUGAUGGAAAAUAACAAUGCAGGGUUUUGUUGGGAUGGAUCAGAGAAAAAUAUAGACCCUUUGUUUCAGUUCCAAGUAAAUGCUAUAAAAUCUGAAGAUUAUGGAACUAGUUCAUGGGAAGAAGGACAACUUCAAACUCACAAUUCAAUAGAAGAUUUCAAUAGCUAUCCAUUAACAUCACUUUCAGAAGAUUUAACAGAAGCAAAUUUUGAUGUCUUCCAUCAUAUAUGAAUUGUAAAUUCUUUCUUUAUUUUUUUUUCUUCAUAUUUUUUACCUAUAUAUUUCUAUUGUUCAAAGUAGAAAAUAUAGAAAGGUGUUGAUAGUACAUAUGAUUAAGAUUGAGAUUGAGAUUUGAUACCCCCUCCCCCGGAUUUUUAUUUUUUUUUCCUUACCAUUGAUUGAUGUAUCUGUUUUCAUAAGCCAAAGUUUGAAUAACGGUAUAUUCUUUAAGAUUAAUGAUUGUAGCUAAUUUUGUUUUGUGGCUGUAAUAUUUUAUAUUGUCCAA
Medicago truncatula (barrel medic) is the source of this 1773-nucleotide messenger RNA. Its product is annotated as transcription factor MYB86. NCBI's taxonomy places the organism in Eukaryota, Viridiplantae, Streptophyta, Magnoliopsida, Fabales, Fabaceae. The coding region runs from base 414 to 1499 and encodes 361 amino acids. The transcript is spliced from 3 exons. The record is from RefSeq and is a predicted model, not a curated record.